Molecule: messenger RNA, 3208 nt
Organism: Parasteatoda tepidariorum (common house spider)
Lineage: Eukaryota; Metazoa; Arthropoda; Arachnida; Araneae; Theridiidae
Cellular component (GO): plasma membrane
Molecular function (GO): protein binding
Source: RefSeq, a predicted model, not a curated record
GGCAAUUGGUACGGGAGGAUGCGAAAAGAUAUGUGAGGAAAAAACAACUUUCGUAGUAAUUGAUUCUUCUUCUAAAGAAAAAUGGCUUGAGCAACUUCUGGAGUCAUAAAGUCGACAAUGAUAUUGUCAUUGCUGUUCACGCUUAUGUUUUUGGGAAAUGUAGUUUUUGCAGAGAAAAUCGGAUGUUUGCCUACAGAAUACCGUUGCAGUUCUGGGCAGUGUGUCGAUGGCGGUCGUUAUUGUGAUGGGAAUCUUGAUUGCUACGAUGGCAGUGAUGAACCCGAAAUGUGUACAAAUUGCAACCGUACCUUCUAUGGGAUGACGGAUGUGAAAUAUCCCCUAAGGCUUAGCGAGAGGCGAUCCCCUACCUGUAUCUUGAUGUUCGAAGCGGCUGGUGGUAGAUAUGGAGAUCUGAUCGAGAUUACUUUCCUCUCCUUCCAGAUUGGGACUUUCGAUUUAGACAGUACAAGCUGCCUGCGUGGAUACAUGGAAGUUGAGGAACUUAGUCCAUCUUCAAGUGAAAAGCGUUCAAGUCGAAUGGCCCGUCGAACAAAGAAAAAAGGCACAUCGCGUCGAAAGGAGAACCCACUGAAAGCCCACUCUGGAUCAUUCUGUGGCUCACUCAUGGGGCAGUCAGCGACAUUUUAUAGCACAGGAGGCAAAGUAAAAUUAACGAUAUUCGUACCCCCACAAGGUGCAGGACAGCCUAUUGUGCCCCGCCUGUACCUAACAUACAGGUUCUUAAAAAGAAGAACAGAAGAUUCCUUCAGCAAGUUUACUGGAGAAUCUAAAUGCGAUACAUUGAUUACAGAUUGUCAUUAUCGGAAUUGUGUUAUAAGAUCUCCUAAUUUUCCAGGAUUUUAUCUGAGAAACAUUACAUGCCACUACUGGAUACGGCAAGAUUCGGCACCGCCAGGAAAAAGGGCCCACAUUGAAAUUUACCAAGUGAAUGAAUUUAAAAUAAACAUUCCCAGUGGUCACACAAACAGUGAUCGAGUCAAAAGAGGUACUCUGACGUCAGAUUGUGCUGGUGACAUCAUUCGAUUAUUCGAUGGACGUACUUUAGAGGCACCACUUUUAGCGGAGUUCUGUGGAGCGGGUCCUUUACCCGCCAUAAGAUCAAGUGGACCAGAUCUUUUAGUGCAAUUAAAAAGUGCGCCAUCACAAACUCUAUCAAACUCUCACUUCGAACUGUCUGUUAAAAUACAUUUGGAACAACUAUCCGGGCUGUUCAGAACUGCUCCAGAAAGUUGUUCCGUAACUGUUGAUGGAAAUAAGCAUCCAGUUGGGAUUUUGAGAAGUCCUGCUCAUGCGGUUCCAUCAGGCACAACAUGUACUUAUCACAUAGUUGGUAAAAGACCUACUGAUCGGAUAUGGUUAUAUUUCACAUCUUAUCACAUGCCUGAUUUGCAUCCGUAUACAGAUAAAGAACAUUGCGAUGUUGGAAAAUUAGAAAUUAUCUAUCCAGUGCCAAAACUAAGGCAUUCCCAUCAUUUUUACCAACACCAGCAACUGUUACAUUUGGUCUCAGAGCAAAAAACUAAUUAUUCCAAGGCACUGGUAGAAAGUUUUUGCGAAAAAAAUUCGCCAAGACAGUGUGGUCAUGCAUCGGAUUAUUCGGAUUUAAUACCGUCUCGACCGUGUAGUAUACCUGAUGAAAGUUACUUAAGCGUGGGACCUGAAAUCUUGCUGAAUGUUUCGUUUCUGUCGUCAACAGUGAUUCGAGACAAUGGUGUUCCCCACUUCACUGCUCGUUAUGAAAUAGUUGAAACAAUGGUUUCAAACGAAGAUGUUUCAUCUCCACCGUGCAUAGUAACAUUAGACAGCAGAGAUUCCGAACGCGGUAUUUUAAAAUCUCCUAAAAACGUAUUUUUAUUUGGUAGAGGCGGAUCUAAAGAUCUUGUAUGUAGGUACGAACUUCGUGGUUCUUCAAACCAAAAAAUAAAGUUGAAAAUUAAAGAUAUUCAUUUUUCCUCGACAUUACUUUGCAAAAAUAUGUACGAACCAGUAGUUCAAAGAUACAAGUGUAAUAUUUUAAACAUUGGUAAAUUUGCUGUGCUCAAUAUAACUGAAAUAUGGCAAAAUAUGCAAUUUUUUGUUGGGUGUGUUUGUGAGCAAACGGAAGAGCUUAUCAUUGAAUCUGUUGGACCCGCAAUGAACAUAGAAUUUUUAGUGAGAGAUAUGGGACCUAAGGAUGAUUUUCGAACGUUUUAUUUUCACCUAGAAUACGAGUUUAUUGAUUCUUCUGGUGCAUGUGAUACUUUAUCAACUCUUGAUGGACAAGUUAUGAGUGGCUCUAGAGGUCAUAUGUUCCUGAGUCUGCUUGAGCCAACACCAUUCCGAUGUCGUUGGUUGCUAGCUGCUUUUCCUAAAAGAGCACUUUAUGUUACUGUCAGAGGAAGAGUUUACGACACAGAAUGCAGAAACAAAAUUUUAUUUUUUAAUGUUAAUAACAGAGAACCUCACACAGUGUACUGUUCUACAGACGAAGAACAAUACGAAUCCUUUUUUACCGAAUCAUGGCGAGCAGAUACUGCCUAUUUCUAUCAACCAGACUUGACUUUUCUUGAGUUCAUAGCUGAAGUACCAGGACAGUUGAAAAUAGAUUGGCUUGAAGUCAUUCGCCCGGGGCCCAAUCACUGCCCCCUCGAAUGUCCCGAAUUAGAAGCUUGUAUUGGUGCUGAUUUAGCUUGUGAUGGUAUCCGCCAUUGCCCAACAAGUGGAAACGACGAAACUCCUGAACGAUGCACUCAAUUUCCUUUAUAUACUGUCGUGGUGUCUUCUUUAGCAGCUGUUGUAGUUGUUACGAUAAUUGUUUUGGGCAUUAUCAUCAAGAUAAGACAUAUCUCAGCGUCUGAUAAGACAGUGAUUCCUCCACCAGACAUGUAUAAAAAUAAUUACAAGCGUCCGCCUCCCAAUAAGUCUCCCAUAAGGUAGCAGUAUGCCGAAAGGUUCUGGAUCGCGGAACCUUUUACAGAUGACCAAUUUUUAGAGCUCUACUUACCACCGCCCCCUAAUUUUCGCGGUGCAGAUUAUGAUUCUGACGCUAUUUAUUCCGAAACAAAAGUGUGAUCUUAUAAUUGUGGAUUUUACAAGGUGUUCUCUAAACACCUUCCUUGCACGAGUUUUUGGAUUCUUGCUCAAACAUAGCUUAACCCUUUGAUGCAGAAGUUUUAUUAACAUAUUUUUCAUACUUUCAUGCUAUUUU